CACUCGGGAGACAUCCUGCUUUCUGCGCGGCAGUAAGGGAGGGGACUGCGGCUCCGAAUGAUCUUCCUGUAAAAACAGCAAAAACAGGAGCGGUGGGAAGUGUCAUGUGCGAGGAAUGUGUGGAAUGAGGGUGAUUUCAAGUGUUCCCAUACUCAGCUAAUUCUAAGAGACGGACCCACGCCCCAUUUCAGAGUCAAGAUGGAGCUGCUGAAGGGACUGCCAUUGCACCGUACUUUCCUGGCUGUCAUCCUGAACCUGCUGGCUCUCACCCUCUCCACCACAGCCUUGCUGGGCAGCUACUGGUGCACCGGGACCCAGAAAGUACCCAAGCCUUUGUGUGGGAAGAGCAAAGCCUCCCAGUGCGUGGGUGUCCCCAUGCCAUCUGAUGCAGAUGCCAGCAAUGCUUCGUCUGAGGACACAGUGCACUACAGCUGGGAGACUGGAGAUGACCGCUUUGCCUUCAGAUACUUCCACACAGGGAUGUGGCUUUCCUGUGAAGAGAGCAUGGAAGGGCCAGAAGAGAAAUGCCGUAGCUUUAUUGAGCUUUCACCACCAGCAGAGAGAGGAAUCCUGUGGCUGUCACUGGGAUCAGAGAUGCUGUACAUCAGCUUGCUGCUUAUCAGCUUCAUCCUCCUGAUGGUGGAAAUUCUGCAUACUGGCAAUCCUGUCUGUGGGAUGAAGCUCAAUGCCUUUGCUGCUGUCUCCUCGGUGCUGUCAGGUCUCCUUGGGAUGGUGGCACACAUGAUGUACACUCAAGUCUUCCAGGCAACAGUUAAUCUGGGACCAGAGGACUGGAGACCACACACAUGGGACUAUGGCUGGGCAUUCUACAUGGCCUGGGCCUCCUUUACCUGCUGCAUGGCCUCUGCUGUCACCACUCUCAAUACCUACACCAAGACGAUAUUGGAGUUCAAAAGGAACCACAUCAAGGGAUACGAUGGGAGCUUCAAGGAUCACCCUCAGCACCACCAGUGCUUCAUACAGCAAAUAAGCAGCUACUAUGAGCCCAAAGGCAAGGCCUUCCAUUCAGUCUCUGAGGGAGUCGACUUCUACACUGAUCUGCAGCAGAAAAUACUACAGCGGGAACCAGAGCUGGACCUGGAUGAAGUCUUGGGCCAGACAAUCGGGGAGGAUCGCUGUUAGGGAUGAGUGUACAGGGCCAGAACAGUGGGGUUUGGAAGGAACAAGAGCUCUGAACCAAGCACUGGAACCACUGUUAGCAGGUUUUAAGGAGCUCUUCCAGUCUCUAAAGGGAGUAAGGAGGCAGGCACUGGGUCAGGGCAACUAGAGUAGAAGUUUGGGGGUCCUCCCUGGUCAUAUACAGUCUGAUGGGUGCCCUCAUCUGACAAGGGUGAAACUGGAGGGACAUGCUGGUGCGAGCUGUCUCCAAGCACUUUGAGAGUUGAGUCAGAUGUCCUAAUCCCCAGUAUUGCACUGGGGAACAGAUAGUCAGCACUAUCCAGAUGGCAAACUGCACUGCUGCGUGGUGUCACAUUGACCUUCUGUCAACACCUCCAGUUCAGUGCUGUGGUGAAGGCCAUCAGUGUUCAUAUUGAUCAUCUGCCACCCUCUCUGAACACCCUGUUUAUUCUUAAUUUCCAGGCCCAGACUCUUCUCCCUGCUCCCAGAUGAAAAGUCCUGCUGCAAAGCAGAAUAGCGGUAGCUUUCAGACAUCUCUCUCCUCCUCUUUCCUAUCUGUAAUGACUCCCACAUGUUCCUUUCAUGCUUUUUGCCCAAAAUUUCCCAUUCUGAGGUACUUUGCUGUCUGUGUCUUUUUAUUGUUCUUCACAACUAUUAAGAUUUUGGCA
Messenger RNA from Passer montanus (Eurasian tree sparrow), 1808 nucleotides. RefSeq names its product germ cell associated 1 (gene GSG1). The transcript has 7 exons. Bases 199 to 1143 code for a protein of 314 amino acids. The record is from RefSeq and is a predicted model, not a curated record. Lineage: Eukaryota; Metazoa; Chordata; Aves; Passeriformes; Passeridae. Gene Ontology annotation, cellular component: plasma membrane.